Molecule: messenger RNA, 4101 nt
Organism: Fundulus heteroclitus (mummichog)
Lineage: Eukaryota; Metazoa; Chordata; Actinopteri; Cyprinodontiformes; Fundulidae
Product: fibronectin type III domain-containing protein 7
Exons: 15
Coding region: 183-3734 (1183 amino acids)
Molecular function (GO): protein binding
Source: RefSeq, a predicted model, not a curated record
GCGCACCUCAGCACGUGUCUGCCAGUCUGCUGUGUGGCCUCCACUCUGCUGUCCUAUCCUGGGAUGAGAGGCCAGACGCUGAAGUGCACACAGCAAGCGCUAUCAAGUCAUCAGGAGGAGAACUGAGAACGUGCAACUCCUCGGGCUCCUCCUGCAAGUUCACUGGUCUUGACUGUGGAGAAAUGUAUAACUUUACGGUUGCAGCAUUUGGUGGAGGCUGCUGGAGCCCAGAAAGCAGCCUUACUCUCAUCCAAACAGAACCUUGCCGGCCGCUGAAUGUUUCUGCUCAGACCUUCUGUGAGAGUGAGGAAGUGCAGCUCUCCUGGUAUCAAACAGGCCAUGGAGCCAAUUAUUCAGUCACAGCAAUGGGGAGCCUCGGGUACAUGGCGGUCUACAACACAACCGGGACGCUUUAUUCAGCCACGUUACCCUGCGGGCAGCACUACAACGUCACCGUCCAAGCUCAGAGCAGCCGCUGUCACAGCACGCCCAGCAGUCCUUUCUUCUUUAAGACCGGUCCGUGCGCCCCCAGGGACGUGGUGACGUCAGCGCAGUGCGGGUCCAGCGUGGGGUCCGUCAGCUGGGGCCCCAGUGACGGCGCCGAAUCUUACAUCGCCCGAGCGACGGGCCUGGACGGCCACGUUCACCUGUGCCGCACCAACACCACUUCCUGCACCUGGAGCGAGCUGCACUGCGGGGAGCAGUACGCAGUGACUGUGGGCGCGGAGGCUGACCACUGCAUCCGCUUGUCGGGCAACUCCUCUGUCAUCUAUAUGAAUUCCUGCAGGCCCCAGAACCUGGCUGCCUCCGUAGACUGUGACAAGAAGGUUGUUUCUCUGGGCUGGGACACCAACAACCGCACAGAGACCUACGCGGUUUCAGCUGAGACGGGAGACCAAGUGAUCGGUCUCAGCACCAACAUCACCACGGCCCUUUUCUCUGAAUUUACAUGCGGCCAAAACUACAGCCUCACAGUCACCCCCUACAACCAGCACUGUCCCGGCGGGUCGAGCGCGUCCACCUCCGUCCAGACCUGGCCGUGCAUGCCAGAGGGGAUCUCCGCCACGCAGGACUGCCUGUCGGGCAUCGCGGUGGUAACCUGGGGCUCCUCCAACGGCUCAGACUACUACACGGCCGCCGUGCAGACGGACGCGGGCGUCUCCAAGAUGUGCGUGUCGGAUGCCGGUGCAUGCAGCAUCAGCGGCCUGACGUGCGGCCACAACUUCUCGGUGUCAGUCACGGCUUCCAACCAGCAGUGUAACGUCACCUCCAGAGAAACUGCAAGUCUGCAGUCAGGGCCUUGCAUUCCCACCGACGUCUCUGUGAAGAUGGACUGCUCCAACAACUCGGCUGCUGUGUCCUGGUCUCCCAGUCGAGGAGCUCUGCGGUACUCGGUGUUGGCCAACGGCAGCCACAGCGACGACAGCUGCACCGCCUCCGACCUCAGCUGCCUGGCAUGCGGGGCGGACUACGCGGUUCAGGUGGUGGCGGAGGAUGACCGCUGCUCCAGUCGCCCCAGUCAGCCUGUGCUUUUCGAAUCAGGCCCCUGCCCUCCCCACAACCUGAACGUCCAGCUCAGCUGUCUGUCGAACGACCUGACGGUCACCUGGGAUGCUGUGAGACACGUGGACCACUUCCUGGUGUCCCUGACGGCUGCCGGCGGAGAGACUGGUGAAUUAUGCAACACCACAAGCAACGUCUGCUCCACAAGCAACUUAACAUGUGGUCACGCCUACACCGUUCAAGUCACCUCUGUGAGAGGCGACUGUCAGAGCGAGCACAAUCAGAGCCGCAGCAUCCACUCAGCACCCUGUCAGCCUCAAGGAGUCAGCGGCCACCUCGACUGUGUGACCAACUCCGCCUGGAUCUCCUGGGACGCUGCUCCGGGGGCGGAGAGCUACACCGUGUCAGCUGUCGGAGGAGACGCCUACACGGCCAACUGCACCACCUCCAAUACGACGUGCGAGGUGGAGGACCUGGCCUGUGGCGUUUCCUACAAUUUCACCGUCACCGCCAGAAACGGCCAGUGCGAGAGUCCGCCAAGUGCCUCCAUCAUCUUACGGACAGCGCCCUGCUCCCUCUCUGCCAUCACCGCCUUCGCUCAGUGCCAUAAUUCCUCCAUCCUCGUUGAGUGGGGGCUGACGGAGGGCGGCGGCGCGGAGAGCACAUUGCACAUUGCCGUGGCGGAGGCCAGCGACCAAACCUAUCUGACCUGCAACAGCACCGGCGGCAGCUGCUUCCUCCGGGGAGCGCGCUGCGGUCUGCGCUACACCAUCAUCGUGGCAGCCUCGUCAGACCGAUGCAGCUCUCUGAGGAGUCCACCCUACAGAAUCAGCAUGGAGCCCUGUGCUCCCGGGGAUGUGUCGGUGGACGUCUCCUGUGAGCAUCACAGCGCUCUGGUGUCCUGGACCCCGUCCCCCGUCGCUGACACCUACCGCGUGUUCGCCGUGGCUGCGAACGGACACGAGCGCGCCUGCAACGCCACCUCCAGUAACUGCACCCUGUCGGGGCUCCACUGUGACCAGCGGUACACGGUGUCUGUGGUCGCCAGUCACGAGAACUGCACCAGCAGAGCCAGUCCAGAUGCAACCGUGAUCACAGGCCCCUGCCAGCCAAGUGGACUCUCCAAGACUUUCCAUUGUGACAAUCAGUCUGCGGCGCUGACCUGGGCGCCCAGUGACAACGCUGAAGACUAUUAUGGCUGCGCUCAAGCUGAAGACGGAGAUAGGCUCUGCUGUCACAGCACGGAGCCCGGCUGCACCAUCAACGGUCUCGUCUGUGGGAAAGUCUACAGUUUCAGCGUGCAGGCCUCAAAUGGAACGUGCAACAGCUCCUCCAGCAACGCCGUGCAGAUCGCAGGAGCUCCUUGCCCUCCUCAAUCCGUCGAGGUGCAAGAGUUGCCGAUGCAGAUGGAGAGCCAGGUGAUGCGCUUCACCUGGACGGAGGUUACCUGUGGAGAACCGGAGUACCUGCUGACCCUGACGGGGAGUCUGCUGGGAGACGGCCACGCCCUGUUUGAGAUCUCCUCCUACUGGACCAAUGUGACGUACUUUGAGAUCCCUCUACCCUGCAGCUCCUCCUACGUCGCCACGCUGAGGAGCAGGAAUGCCGCAGGCAUGAGCGACAAGUCAGCGGCUCUCAAUGGAACAACAGCCCCUUGUCCACCAUCAGGAGCGAAGUACAGCAGCAGCAGCUCCUCGGUCAGCGUCUCGUGGAACUCCUCGGUGUUUGCCACCACGUACACCCUGUACAGUGGCAGCGUGUCGUCACAGAGGCGGCUCUGCAGCACCGCAGGCCUCUCCUGCUCCCUGACCAACGUCUCCUUCAGCAGUCUGGUGGUCACAGCCAGCAACGCUGCAGGAGAAAGUCAACCUGCCAAUGUCAUGGAAGUUACAGCAACGUCGCGCAGAAGGAGAGAUCUCAGGGAAAAAAGAAUACGAGUGAAUGGAGACCUCUCCGCUCCGCUGCUGGACGUCACACAUGCCCUCCCAACAAUCGUCUUCCUCCAGUGGUCUCCGGUGGAGGACGCUUCCUUUUACAGCCUGCUGGUCAGGAAGCAAGGCAGCUCAGACGACAGCCAGGAGCUCACCGUGUACGGGGAGAGCGUCAUUCUCAGCGACCUGAGCCCUGACUCUGCCUACUGUUUCUCCGUCUCGGCCUCCAACGCCGCAGACGUGAGCGGACCGGAGUCUGAGCCUGUGUGUGUCCAAACAGGCCGAGGGACGACGCAGUGAAGGGGGAACACGCUUUCUGAUGCAGGAGGAAGCACACUUGAUGUGGCAUUUCCUGUACUCUGAGUGCACGUUUAGAUGCAAUAGAUUAUGGAACAUGUUUUGGGUAGCAUGAUGCUUUGAAUUUAAAUGUCACACGUUGGCUUAAAUGCAUGUUUAAAACCCAACUGUACUAUUGUCUUCUGUUGGUUAAAGCUGCAUAAUGUUCACAGCGACGCUUUUUUCCACUUUUGUAAAUGCAACAAGAACUUGCUUAUCUCUAAUAUAUCAGAAAGUGUAUAAACAUGACCAAAUGUUGCACUUUAAACGUAUUUUAUUGAUUUAAAUCUUUUUUAUUCUCUGAUAUUCCAAUUAAAGUGAAAAUGAACCC